Messenger RNA from Molossus molossus (Pallas's mastiff bat), 1316 nucleotides. It is a transcript of the gene UBE2V2, whose product is annotated as ubiquitin conjugating enzyme E2 V2. The transcript has 4 exons. The record is from RefSeq and is a predicted model, not a curated record. Gene Ontology annotation, biological process: DNA damage tolerance; protein K63-linked ubiquitination. The coding region runs from base 265 to 582 and encodes 105 amino acids. Lineage: Eukaryota; Metazoa; Chordata; Mammalia; Chiroptera; Molossidae. Gene Ontology annotation, cellular component: nucleus.
UUCCACUAGACUUUUUUUUUUUUAUGAGGAUAUAUAAAAGAUACGGCUUAUGGAUUGAGGGUGCACCAAUAUGGAACGAAAUGAUUCUCAAUGUUUGUGAUUCCAUUGCUUCGCGUUAUCAGCAGUGCCUGGACCUGAACGGUCAUCAGUUUGAAAACAGGAGUUAAAGUUCCUCGUAAUUUUCGCUUGUUGGAAGAACUUGAAGAAGGACAAAAAGGAGUAGGCGAUGGGACGGUUAGCUGGGGCCUUGAAGAUGAUGAAGAUAUGACACUUACGAGGUGGACAGGCAUGAUUAUUGGGCCACCAAGGACAAACUAUGAAAACAGAAUAUAUAGCCUGAAAGUAGAAUGUGGACCUAAAUACCCAGAAGCUCCUCCAUCAGUUAGAUUUGUAACCAAAAUUAAUAUGAAUGGAAUAAAUAAUUCCAGUGGAAUGGUAGAUGCACGGAGCAUACCAGUAUUAGCAAAAUGGCAAAAUUCAUAUAGCAUUAAAGUUGUACUUCAAGAACUAAGACGUCUAAUGAUGUCCAAAGAAAAUAUGAAGCUUCCACAGCCACCAGAAGGACAAACAUACAACAAUUAGUUUCAGUGGAUCUCAAACUUGUCUUAAAUCAACAAUCUUCUACUCAUGUUAAUGUCUUGAUUAAAUAUCACAAUGCAAAAUAACCACACAUUAAGUAAAAGAACUCCAGCUGGUAAACAUGACCUGGACAUUUGUAAGAAUAUAUUUAAUAUAUGUACACACAUUUUGUUUUCAGGUAACAGGAGAAAAAAAUGCAGCACAAUUUUUUUAAGGCACUGUCAUUGAAACAAACCUGGAGUACUCAAAACAGAAUUCAGGUGUACAGAUAAAGCAUCGUGAGAAGUGUCAGAUAGCUGUGGAAACACAUGUGUUUCUAAAAAGUAAAAUUCUCAAGAAGGAAAAGGGGAAAUGGCAUGGUUUAUCCAUCUUGUUUAGUGAAAGAACUUCAAUUUAAAUUGUUUAAAGUAGCAGGUACAAUGUAUAUUGUCACAAUUUGCUUUAAUUUUUGAAGUGGUGUGGGUGCUGAUUACCAGUAGUAUCAAAAAUAUAUUCAGGAUUGUUUUGAUAACUGUAUUUGUAAUAAAUGUCAUCGGGAAGGUGAAUGAAUUUUUGUUAAAAGCUGUUUCUGUGUGUUACAUGUAAGAGACAUGGUAAAUAUUUGUUUAUAGUGUGACAAACCAUGCAUUUAAGUUUAAGUGAAAUCAGCAAAAAGGAAUAGGUGAAUGGGUAUGUGAUUUUUUCAGAUUAAAGUUAGUCUUAAAAUGUAAAUAAAAUGUGGAUCGUGUCCUCAGAAA